AUACAAAAUAAGGAAUAAAAAGAAAAAUAUUUACACACAACUUUGGAUUGGAUUUGGAAUGACAUCUUGACGCGCAUUGUGGCUGCCGUGGUGACGGAUGGUAGUCACGUGGUCUUCGCGAGGGAAAAAUAGGCACCCUUAUGUCUGGAUCACAAAGAGAAUGAGGGCACUAUGUAGUGUGCUACAUAGUGCAGCUCUUUGUAGUGAACGAGGGGUUAGGCAGUAUGGUGGACGUUCGGACAUAACCCCAGUCAUUUUUACCCAUACAACACUGUUGAUGUCUCCAUGACAACGUCACUGUUGAUGAACAGGGCAGUUCCGUUGUCAAGGAGACACCAGGGCAGUCCUCGGUGUGUGAUGUAACAAAGACAAUGUUGCCAAGGAGACAUCAAAGCCGCAAAGACAAUGACAUCACUAAGAGUAUAUAAAUAUUCCGACGACGCCACUCUGAAGCUCACUUUUACGUUAGCUUUGGAAGAGAACGCUUCAAUUUUAUCAUUUCAGUGAAAAGAUUUUACAUUGACACGAUGUUCAGAAAAUUGUUUAAAUGCAACUGCCAGGAGUCUGGAGAAGGUGAAAGAGAAGCCGCAUUACAGCAAGAAAAUCAAAAAUUUAAAACUCAAAAUGUGGAACUCCGCUAUAUAAAUGAAGAGCUUCGCAAAGAGUUAACAUACUCACGAAGAAAAGAGGCAAGAAAUCGCACGCUACGAAUAGAUCAACUCUAUGUAGUCAGGGAGGAGCUCAUGGCUGAAGUUCAUGACCUGAAAAAGUCCAAAGAGACUCUGCAGACAGAGAUAAACCAGCAAAACCAACUAUACACUGAGGCACUGAAGAGAUUAGAAGAAAUGGAGCAUGAAAAAAAAACCCUGGUGCGCUCGCAAAAACUAAAUGAGAUUGAUCUAAAACUAGAAAUAGAUCAUCUGUUAAGAGUCAACAAGUUGCAGACAGCUGAUAUUGACGCCUUGAAAAUAUCGAACGAUGUUCUGUUCACAGAGAUCAACCAGCAAAAGCAAUGGUACACAGAGACACAGAAGAGAUUAGGAGAAAUGGAAAAUGACAAAAAAAUUCUGGAGAGAAAAGGUAAAGUAGAAAGGGAAAUUCUUGAGUCCAAAAUUGCGCAGCUGACGAAGAACCUGCAAAUUCAAGAAACACAGAAAAAUUUGUUAAGAGAUGAACUCUGCGAAACUGUGGAUGCCCUUAAGCAGAAGACACGGGAAACUCUGAAUCUCCAGAAAGACCUUGAUCAAGCCAAACUGUCACUUGUUAAGGCUGAACAGGAAAAAAGCAAUGGAGAUGAAAUUCUAAGCAAAAACCUGGAACUUAGAGAGCAAGUUACAAAGCUCCAAAAUGAUUUAGAGGAAUGGAAGACCAAAUGUGCCUCGUUGGAACAGAAAACCUCAUUCUUUGACGAAAAAGACCAGAAGCUUAGCGAACACAAAGCAGGACUGGAUGAGGAUGGACAAGCACCAGUUUUCAAUGAAGAUGCAUUUAAUUUAAUGAAAAGCAAAAUCAGAUUUCUGGAGCAACAAAACAAAGAGUUCAAAGAAGAAAAUCUAAAACAGCAAAAUGAUUUAGAGAAACAGAAGAUCCUUGAUUCCUCAUCUGACUCCCACUCAGACAAGACUGAAAUGCUUCAUCUACAAAAUCAGGAGAUCAAAAAAGAAAAUGAGCAACUUAAACAGGAUUUAAAAAGAUCCCAGCUCUCCAAGUCCAAAUUUAUUAAGAACGAGUUUCUGCAAAAACAGAAUGAGGGCCUCAACGAACAAAAUAAUAAACUCAGAGAAGAGUUAGAAAAAUUAAAGCACUUUAAAUUAAAAUGCAAUGAGGAGACAAACAAGGUUAACUUACUGCAGAAACAAACUGAGGACUUAAAAGAAGAAAAUGAGAAACUUCAAGAGCCCUUGGAAACUACAUGUGAUGCGAUGUAA
This is a messenger RNA of Melanotaenia boesemani (Boeseman's rainbowfish), 1928 nucleotides long. RefSeq names its product kinetochore protein SLK19-like. NCBI's taxonomy places the organism in Eukaryota, Metazoa, Chordata, Actinopteri, Atheriniformes, Melanotaeniidae. The record is from RefSeq and is a predicted model, not a curated record. The transcript has a single exon. The coding region runs from base 528 to 1928 and encodes 466 amino acids.